Molecule: messenger RNA, 3514 nt
Organism: Hippocampus zosterae (dwarf seahorse)
Lineage: Eukaryota; Metazoa; Chordata; Actinopteri; Syngnathiformes; Syngnathidae
Gene: cipcb
Product: CLOCK-interacting pacemaker b
Exons: 5
Coding region: 314-1387 (357 amino acids)
Biological process (GO): negative regulation of DNA-templated transcription; negative regulation of circadian rhythm
Cellular component (GO): nucleus
Source: RefSeq, a predicted model, not a curated record
GCCGCGAGUGGUGCCCACCAGCCACAGUGCACAGACGGAAGAGCAUCCAACCGAAGAGCAAGCUGCCUCUACGGGAUAUACUACACUUUCCACCCUCCUCUUGCUCAUGUCCUUACUCUCAUCGUCGUUAGACCAAAGCAGGGAAGCAACACGGUGGUGGCCAAGUGGUUACUGACUUCACCUUCUGACGUUGGAUUUUCGAAUCUGGAUUCCAGCCUACCUGUGUGCAGUUUGCAUGUUCUCCCCGUACCUGUGUGGGUUUUCUGCAGUUGCUGGUAGGCCAUCUUGUCCAUAGCAGCCGUAAAGCCAGGAGAUGAGUACCAAGCGGAAGGCGGAAAGCGACUCACGUGCCGCCAACAGGCUGCACAUCAUGAAGUCUCGCAACAAUUCCCGAGCCGACUCGGAAAGGGACUCUGGAUUCUCAGAUGCGAGCUCGGAGCACACGAGCACCGUGGACAACACCGACUCUGAGGACUCGCCGCGGCCUUCCGUGCAGCAGGGCGCCCAGAGUUCUACUUCUGGGCAGCUGGCUGUGGUAGGGGGAUCCUACUCCAGUAUGUCCCCCAUGAUCAUCAUGAACAAUAUGCUCCUAAAACAGCCUGGAGACAACCCCCCUGCCAUGAAGCCCUGGAGCUUCAGUCCCACCAUGGAGGUGGUUCAGCCUGUGGUCCAGCCGACUCAGGUGGUCUUCCUGCAGCCCGUUGUCUCCCGCCAAGCUUCCAAGGAGGCCUCUCGACACAGGCGCCCCAAGAAGUAUCUUCCCAUUCUCAAGUCCUACCCUAAGAUUGCGCCGCAUCCUGGCGACAAUUCGUCCUUGGGGAGGGGAACCCCCACUUCCUCCACCUCUUUGUCUUCCUCGGCAUCGGGGUCUCAGCGAGAUCACGGUCCAAAAGAGAAACCGCAGAAGAGCCAGAGCGAGACCUCGUUUCUCUCCGGAACCCCCGACAACACGCAACCGCCGCAGACACAGCUCCCUCAAAUCGCCAGCGAGGCGCCUUCGCCGGCUGUCAGCCAAUCGGAAUCAUCCCCAUCUUUCUCCUCCAUCCCUCCCAGCUGCGCGAGCAGUCCGACACCUCUGGACUGUGCCUCGCCGGCCGAACACAAGUGGGACAAUGACGACAUGAGGCGGAAGCGGUUCUGCAACACGUACAACAUCCUGAGCAAAUCGGGCCUCCUGGACAUCACGCUGCGCACCAAAGAGCUCCUGCGCCAGAACCGCCGCACACAGUCGGACUUGGAGCGCCUCAGGGAGCACACUGAUCUCUUCCUGCAGGCGCUGCGCAGCGGCGACACCGGCAUCUGCGUCAAACUGCACGCCCGCCUUCAUGAGGAGGAAAAGGAGGACAAGAAGCGGGCACCACUCACCACUGGCUUAAAGGACGAUUAGCCCCCCCCGACUGGGAAGUGCAUGGCCAGGGCUUAUUUGUGUGUGUGUGGGGGGGGGGGGGGUGGUUUGACAGACUGACAGAUGGAUGGAGCGAGAGUAAUUUUGCCCACAUUAGACAUCCACCCCAACCCUCGCUUGCACAGUUUGGCCUACAUUUUUGGCUGCCAGCUGCCCCCAGGCCCAGACACAAUGAGAUAUUUUGUUGGCCCAACAUCCACCGCACUCUUGUUAAAGUCACACUUACCGGUACAUUACUCCCACAAAUACCAAACUGACAUUUACUGUAAGACAUGUCGCAUAUUAAUAGAAAAUCCAGCCGUUCCUUUUGUAACCAUUCACAGUCACUGAAACAAUUUGGAGUCCACAUGAACCCAACAUGUCACAUUUCAAUAGAACAGGUGACAUUUUAUUACGCUUGAGGCCUUUAUUGAUACGAAUGCAUUUUUAUGAUACAGUGGUGCCUUAAGAUUCGAGUGUCAUCUGUGACCACCGUCGUAUAGCAAAUCAUCUUUCAUCAUCAUUCAUAGCUCAAGGCACCACUGUACUUAAACUAAUCCAUUAAAUAAAUGACUCUUGAUUGGAUAUUACUCUUCAGCAUAACAGAAUCCAAGCCCUGCAGUAGCAAAAAUCCUCAAGUAAUCGACAUGCCCUGAAAAAUGUUUAUUCUUUUACCGUAAUUGGCUCUUGAUGCCUUGAGAUGUUGGCAAAGGACUACUUUGGUCUGAAUGAAGUUCCUCAACCUUCUUAAAUACCAAGAUGCCAUCCAUCGGUGCCAAAGCAAUACUGUCCUAUGGCCUAAACACAAGAAUACCGCCAUGAUGUGUUGGUUCGCUGUACUUUGAAAGAGUCAACAAAUAAAAAAGGUGGCGGUUUACAAUGAUUUCAAGUCCUGAAUCUUCUCGCCGUGAGGCGCAUAUACUAACCACUAAUUCACUGUAGCAAGAAUUGGUGGGGUGUGUGAUGGCCGCCACACCUUACUUAGUGUUAACUUUUGAUUGACCAAGAAGUUGGCAGGCGUACCUCAAGUGUCUUUUAAUUUCACACUUCAUGCAAGGGACGAUGGCAACGACCACCUGUCAAUCCCGCCUUCCUGUUAGUGAAACCGGGUGCUUCAUGUUGUGCCAUCUUUGAGGUAGACCUUUUUUUGGAGGCUGCGUGUCGGCAUCACUAUUGAUCUGGCAAUGUUUGAAAAUGUUCAAAGCUGAAAACGACAUUUAUGAUUGUGGUGCAUUUGAGCACUUUGCAUCAUCCUGUGCAGACUAAAACAUGGCAGCUAAUUCUAAUUAUAUGCCCCUGAACCACUAUGAAUAUCUUGUUCCCUCUGGAUUAAGCACCCCAAAAAAUACUUGAAAUGUUUCAUGUCAAUGAGUGAUUGUGUACUGUAUAUUUUCCAGUGUGACUGAGGAUGUCUAAUGUGAGAUGUUUGGGUUCCACCAGCAUAUAAUCACGGUUAAUCUCAUUGGUGGAUCUUGACCUGUUGUACUCAAGUCUUAAUGGUGUUAGACAUGUUAACUGUCAGUCCAGUUUUAGUUUCUGCUUUUGUAACCCUUUGCUUUGCGAUCCUGUGGCUGAUAAUUGAGGCAUUUGUUUGACAGAAAACUAAAAGAGAGUGGUUUUAAGAUGCCAGGUGUGCAUUAGCGGCUCCUUAUCAAGUGAGGGGAUGAGUGUGAGUGUAUGUGGUUCUGAGAGUAGCUGAUUAAGUAUGUGAGAGAAUGAACGAUAGUCAAUGUGAGAAAGGGUAUGUGCGCGUAAAUGGUUUUUGUGUGCGGUGAUCAAUCCCGCAGCUUCAUAGCCCAUGCAAGUCUAGCUUGUGGUUUGACUGUUCGGCACGUCGGCCUUGCAGUGCAGAGGUGCAGGGUUCGAUCCAGGCUCUGGCUCUGGCCUUCCUGUAUGGAGUUUCCAUGUUCUCUCUGUGCUCGCUUUUUCUCUGUAUUUAAAUCUGAGUAGGACCUGUCAUCAUACAGUUAUUUCUGCUUAAAAUUGGUCAAUAUUUGAUGAUUAAAUCAGCAUGAGUAGAAUAGAAUUACAAUUUUAUGGUCUUUUUUUAUUUUUUGUCGAAAAGAUUGUCUCAUUUUUGUAUUUCCAUCUCAUUUCUUGUGUAAUAAAUGCUUUCAGUCCAAAGGCAAA